AUGAGUUCCUCGUGUCCAGUAGCUUACAGUCAAAUAGAAGAUUUGGCAGGGAAGAACAUCACAGAAGAAGACGAAUUAAAAUGGCCAUGUGCAUUACGCGUGUUUUGGGUAGAUCUUCUGCCGUUUGUGGAACUAGUUCGAGGCUUGCUGUCGUAUGGCACGUCCAUCAUCGUUGCAUUCGGUCUGAUUUUCAACAUCAUUUCGUUUGUCGUGCUGACAAGAAAACACAUGCGGAAGUCCACCACCAAUAUGUAUCUUUCUGUAUUGGCAGCAUACGAUUGUCUCUCCUUGACUCUGAAUUUUAUGAUUGGAGUACUUCGAGGACAGAAUCCUGAUACCGUGAACAAAGAUUUUCAACGUUCGGAAGGCCUCUGCACUUUUCAUGGUGUGAUCGUUGAGUUAUUCAAUCUACUUUCGGUGUGGCUGAUAGUCGCUUUCACGGUUGAACGCUUCAUCAUGGUGAAAUUUCCAUUAAAAGCCAAAAGUCUAACUCCAAGGAGGGCGAUGUACGCAAUCAUUGUUGUCUCGGUGUGUGUAUUCAUUUUUUCGUUGCACAAGAUUGCCGUCUCUGGGUUUGAGGGAGAUUCGGUUUUUGGGUAUAAGGCCUGCAAGACACGGCGAGCGAUAUUUCCGGAGAUCAUUUAUUUUUAUGUUGCGUUCAACACAUGGUUACCAACUUUCGUUAUUGUGAGUCUCAACAGUAUGAUCAUCAUCGAAAUAAAAAAGAACCAAAAGAAACGAAAAGAAAUGACAUCGAAUGCCAAUGCUAUGUCCAAAUCCGACGAAAAGGCUACAAAGUUGCUGUUAGCCGUAUCUUCAGCAUAUGUCAUACUCAUUUUACCUCUUGGCUUGAUUCAGACCACAGAACUGAUUUGGAACGGCUCGGCAAAAGUCGCACCCGGACACGCAGACUACGUUGACUUCAUGACCACCAAAAUGAGACUGAAAUGGGCAAGGGCAUUCUUUUUCUUCUUCUACCAGUUUAACUUUGCCAUUAACUUUUUUCUGUACGUAUUCUCGUCGUCUGCGACUCGAUUUCGCGCGACUUUGAAGAAGAUACUCGGAAUGAAGGUCAAAACAGAAGACAUGACAUGGAUCUCUCAGUCACAUGCAACCAAAAAGAAUGCUGUCGCUCCUGCUAAAUCGGAGGUAUCUGAGGUUCCGAAGACAUCAAAGCCUGAUGAUGCAGCUGACAACGCUUGAUAUUAUUUGAAAUGCCACGAUUUCGAUCUUUCGACAAAAGAGUCUUCUUUUUUUCUAUCACAUCUGUAUCGUAUUUUGAUAUACAGAACGAAAAUAAUUAUUGAGAAAAUCGUACGGUUUUACAACCUUUUGUACAUAUGCAUUGUGUUUAAUUCUUUAUCGAAUAUGCUCUUUCGAUACAUCAAUCGUUAGCUCUGCUAACGAACAUUGCUGCAAGUGAUACCCAUCUCUGAAUAUAUCGUAUGUCAAUCAUGAUUAAAUUUUAUGAUUUUUAGCAGCUGCAUAUCUACGUGUUAUGGUAGCUCUACAUUGAUGAGGAAUAUUGCUCUCAAACUACUCUUGUGUGGAUUCCGUCCUGUUAUACAUGCAGAAAUUUAAUAUACUGUCUAUAUAUCAUAUCAAGACAUAUCAUUCAGUGAUUUCAAUAGAACUUGGUAUAUGCACUAGUAGUAUGAAAAUGAUAUAUUGCCAAUUAGUAGCGCAAUAUGUAUGGGGUGGGUGGGUUGAAAAGUGUUUGUUGCAUUAAUCUGAUGCUUGUCUAUUUUGAAUUGAAAUAUAUCAAUAUCUACAUACUACAUGUUUUUAAAGUACUUGUGCAUAUGCUUAGAAUCAAUCGGGAACGUUAAAAAUGUGGUAAUUUGAAUAUCCCUAUUCUUAAUUAUAGUUCCUGUUCACCUCAAUUUUUAUGUUGUAAAAUCAACAAUUUUUGUGAUGACUUUUGUGGUUCCGAUACGCCUUUGAUUUUCCGAUCCACCACGAUCAAAAUAAACAAAUUACCAUAAGGACUUUUGUGAUAACGAUACACAGAUGUUUUCAGUAAAACUAAACCAAUAACUUUUCAACAAUGAAAUCAACUUAUUGCUAUAAUCAAGACUAAAUAUUGUAUCGUAACCCCUAUACAACAAACAACUCGAAUAUUUUUAUAUUUUGUAAUUCAUUUUUGUCUCGUUUUAUUAAA
Molecule: messenger RNA, 2161 nt
Organism: Ostrea edulis (European flat oyster)
Lineage: Eukaryota; Metazoa; Mollusca; Bivalvia; Ostreida; Ostreidae
Product: growth hormone secretagogue receptor type 1-like
Exons: 1
Coding region: 1-1203 (400 amino acids)
Biological process (GO): G protein-coupled receptor signaling pathway
Cellular component (GO): plasma membrane
Molecular function (GO): G protein-coupled peptide receptor activity
Source: RefSeq, a predicted model, not a curated record